This is a messenger RNA of Penicilliopsis zonata CBS 506.65, 580 nucleotides long. RefSeq lists its product as hypothetical. Bases 142 to 477 code for a protein of 111 amino acids. The transcript has a single exon. NCBI's taxonomy places the organism in Eukaryota, Fungi, Ascomycota, Eurotiomycetes, Eurotiales, Aspergillaceae. The record is from RefSeq and is a predicted model, not a curated record.
UUCAAUCCAACGGAAGAGGAAGUAGGCGUGAGUGAAAGUUUCCAACUGACACCUACGAACCCCCCUCCCAAGAGUCUAUCCCGAUACAAGGAUUCUUCUUUCAGCUUCCCCAGCCUGCCGAUUUCUAAAGCAUGCAACACUAUGAGUCAGGGUCAGAAACAAGCAAAUGAUGCGAAGUAUCCGCAGAAGGGGAACCUGUUAGCAAAAGUAUUCGUGAUAUGUUGUCGAUGUAGAUUCUGGCAUGAUCUUCCACCAGAUGUUUAUGCAAAGCUGGCCGGGCUGAACAUGGAUAGGCGUGUCUCUGUCGAUUCUCACCUAGCCUCACGUACCCAAAGAGGGCCGCCCGCAUCACAACACUGGAUUCCUAGUCCAGGACAUAGCGACAAGAUUGCCUGCUGCUGGUGUGGCCAUCGAUUGGACAAAGUAUGCUGCGAGGGAUGGAGUACAGAGGUCAAUAUGUGCGAGAGACAUCAUUAAAAACUUGACUGUUUGGGCGACCAUUUGCGGUGCUCCCUAUAUUCAUUAUUCUCGAUGGAACCUGCAUUAUUGUCGCCAGGUCAGAAAUGCCACUAUCUCCCGC